This is a messenger RNA of Linnemannia hyalina, 603 nucleotides long. The record is from the annotation of a GenBank genome assembly. Lineage: Eukaryota; Fungi; Mortierellomycota; Mortierellomycetes; Mortierellales; Mortierellaceae.
AUGGACUCAAUCAAGAACGCCGCAACACAUUUCAUCCUGACGCCCGAGUACCAUGACUUGCUGUCGAUCGUCAAGGGUUUCAGGAACGGUCUUGUUUACGGAGCGAAGAUCCGUUUUCCUCAUGCCCUCAUCAUGACCUUGCUCUUCCGUCGCUCCAACUUCAAGGAUAUGGCAAGAUUUGUUCUGAAGGCGACUAAGCAGCACGCCAAGAACCUGGCCUUCUUCGCCACCAUCUACAAGACCCUGUUGAUUGUCCAGCGCAGAAUGCACGGCAAGGAGCGUCCCUUGGAUUCUUUCCUCGCUGGUCUUGUUGGAGGUUACGUGGUCUUUGGCGAGAACAACAAUGUCAACCAGCAGAUCGUGUUGUACCUGUUUUCGCGUAUUAUGAUCGGAUUGGCCAAGCUGCCAGUGAAGAAGAAUGUGAUUGCAGAACCAACACAGACGUUCCCUAUUUUUGCGUCGUUGGUGUGGGCGACGGUGAUGUUCUUGUUCCAGAACGAGCGCGAUGUCCUCCAGCCCUCGCUCCAGGCAUCGAUGCAGUACAUCUACAUCGACUCUAACCGCUGGAACACCCUCAAGAACUUUUUGUGGCACAACAAAUAA